AUGGAUGGCGCCAAGGUGGUGGCGGUGGCUGCUGGCACUGUCUUCGUCAAAACUACAUGGCUGCCCUUCCGCUUCUCCCUGGCCAUGACUGACGGUGCUGAUGCCAAGGUGCACCUCCACUGUGAGCAGCGGGACCAAACUAUUGCCGAGCACCUCGUCCUUGCCGAGCGCUACCUUGCCUUCCACCAGCCUGAUGCCAUGUACUCCUUCCACGACGUAGGCAAAGGACAAGGUCAUUUUGCUCAAGGGAGUAGUGCAGGUGAUGUUAAAAGGAGAGUUCAGGUCUUCCUUUUCUUAGUUUAUUAA
This is a messenger RNA of Miscanthus lutarioriparius, 306 nucleotides long. The record is from the annotation of a GenBank genome assembly. Lineage: Eukaryota; Viridiplantae; Streptophyta; Magnoliopsida; Poales; Poaceae.